Molecule: messenger RNA, 921 nt
Organism: Aspergillus aculeatinus CBS 121060
Lineage: Eukaryota; Fungi; Ascomycota; Eurotiomycetes; Eurotiales; Aspergillaceae
Product: NAD(P)-binding protein
Exons: 3
Coding region: 1-921 (306 amino acids)
Source: RefSeq, a predicted model, not a curated record
AUGUCCGAUCAACAACCACAACCACAACCUCUCACCUGGGUCGUCACCGGCUGCUCCUCCGGCAUUGGUGAGGCCUUGGUUCGCGCGAUCUUGGACAAGGGCGACCAAGUCAUCGCGACUGCCCGCCCACGCGACGGUGCCAGCGGUGGAGACCGUCUCUCGGCUCUGAAAGACGCGGGCGCUGCUGUGUUGGAGCUAGAUGUAAGCAGCUCGCAAGAAGAACUCGACACUAAGGCCCGCGAGAUCUGGGAAAUAUUUGGCAAAGUGGAUGUGUUGGUCAACAACGCAGGAUAUAUCGAUGCAGGAAUUUUCGAAGAAAUCACGUUUGUCCCGCCUACUUUAUUAACCUCUUCUAGCGAGUCGUUUCUCAUCAACGCCAUUCGCACCAAUGCCUUGGGUCCCCUCAACCUGACCCGCGCCUUUCUUCCUCUGAUGCGCGCCCGGCAAUCCGGAACCGUGCUCUUCUCCAGCACCGUAGGAGUCUACUACGGUGCGCCGGGGGCUUCGAGCUACACGGGUGGCAAGGGUCUGCUGGAGACCGUCGUCCCCAACCUGGCCCUCGAGCUGGCGCCCUUUGGCAUCCGAACAUCGCUCCUCACCUACGGCUACUUUCGCACGGAGGUUAUGGCGCCCGGCAACAUUCAUUACCGGGCCCCCCGCCAGCUGCCGGAGUAUGCGGAAAUGAACCGUCUGGUGGCGGCUGGUUGCGCGGCCUCGAACCACAAUCAGUCGGGCGAUCCUGCGAAGGCAGCUGCAGUGGUUGUUGAGGCGGUUAAGGGGACAGGUCGAUGGCGGGGCAAGCAAUUGCCUUUGAGGUUGCCUAUUGGGAAGGAUGCUAUCAGUGCCAUCCGCAAGGCCUGUGAGCAGAGGUUGGCGAUCUGUGCGGAGCUGGAGGGGAUCGUGGAUCAGACUGAUUUUUAG